Monascus purpureus is the source of this 2109-nucleotide messenger RNA. The record is from the annotation of a GenBank genome assembly. Lineage: Eukaryota; Fungi; Ascomycota; Eurotiomycetes; Eurotiales; Aspergillaceae.
AUGGCUUCUCCCCGUCCACACAACUUCGCUCCCCAAGGCUAUCCUCUUCCUAACGGUGCUGCGCCGGCUGGUCCUGUUCCAGGAGCUGCACCUCUCCUUCCUAACAAUGGUAGAAUUAUCCAAAACGGCCCCGUCAGGAUACUGUGCAUUGCAGAUGUGAGAGGAAACCUUAGUUCUCUGAAUGAGUUGGCCAAGCAGGCUCGUGCAGAUCAUAUCAUCCACACCGGUGAUUUUGGGUUCUACGACGACACCUCACUGGAGCGCAUUGCGGACAAAACCCUCAAGCAUGUAGCACAAUAUUCGCCACUUCUCCCGGAUCAUGUCAAGCGAGCGAUCGCCCAAGUUCCUCCUCAGCAAUCCAUCAGACAACGAUUUACCCCCGAACAGCUACCGCUUUCGGAACUCCCUCUCCUCCUCGAUAAGCGCCUCACCCUCGACGUUCCUGUAUAUACCGUCUGGGGCGCCUGUGAGGAUGUCCGGGUGCUGGAAAAGUUCCGUUCUGGGGAGUACAAGGUUGACAAGCUGCACAUUAUCGAUGAGGCAAACUCAAGAUUACUGGAUGUGGGCGGUAUCAAACUCCGUCUGCUAGGACUGGGGGGUGCGGUGGUGAUGCACAAGCUUUUUGACAAUGGAGAGGGGAAGACUACGAUCGCUGGUGGCCAGGGCACCAUGUGGACGACCCUACUCCAGAUGGGUGAAUUGAUCGACACAGCGAACCGUGUCUACGAUCCAUCCGAGACACGCUUAUUCAUCACCCAUGCUUCUCCUGCUCGCGAGGGAAUGCUGAACCAGCUUUCCGUCACCCUGAAAGCCGACUUCUCCAUUUCUGCCGGCCUUCACUUCCGUUACGGGUCGUCCUACAACGAGUUCUCUGUCAAUCCCACUCUUGAUCACUAUCGUGGCAAGCUGGCUGCUUCUAAAGCUUCCUUCAAUGAUGUCUGGGAGACUGUCCGGGGUGAAGUCGAGGCUGCAAUUUCUUCCAAUGAUGCCCAAAAGACCUUGUUGGAGAAUGCCCUCGAUGUGGUGCAGAAGAUGCCAUCAGUUGCCAAUGGUGGUAACCCGUUCGGUGGACCGGUCACCGCAGGAAAUGCUGCUGCUGGCCAGGUUGACGAAAGCGCCUUCAAAAACAUGUGGAAUUUCAACCUUGCGGAUGCCGCUUUUGGGUAUCUGGUUCUUGAGAUUGAGGGUGGACGUAUAGCUACUGAAAUGCGUGCCCAAGGUUUCAACUUCUCUCACCGGACUGGAAAGCCUCAGCCUGCUGUAGCCGCUCCGGCCAAUGUACCUGUUUCCGGCGGGCUUCCAACCACUUCCACAGUUGCAGGCGGUCCUAAUCGCGCCCCGGUUGCUCCUCAAUUUGGCCAAGGUCAAGCACCUCGUACUCCUGUACCCGCCCAGCAACCAACUCAAGCGAAAGGACAGACAGCUGCUCCCACGAACGAAACCCCAGCUCCUGUGAUCCCUAAGCCCGCAACUCCUCAGCCCCCUGCUCCUGCAGAUCAGCAAUCUCCAGAGAAGGCUGCCCCUGCAGCAGCAAACGGCACCGCACAGCUGGAGAAAGCCCCGGAAGCCGGUGCACAGAAAACGGAGAAGAAGCAGAGUAACGGACUCUUCAUAUCGAAUGUGGACAAUGAGCAGGCCGUUCGGGAUCUCUUCCCAGAGGAAGACAAGGCAAAGAUUGUAAAGGUCGAGAAAUGGGGCAAAUAUAACCAUGUUGUUACCUUUGGUUCUCCUGAUGAGGCCAAGGCCGCUCUUGAUCGUCAACCCGCAGAACACAAAAAGCAAAGCCCGCCUGGACAGCCCCGCAAGCCCAACUUGAAAUUCUUCGAGGACCGCGGCCACCGUGGCCAAGGCAACGCUGGUACAUGGCAAGCCAGCAGCCGAGGUGGAGCCAACGUAGCUCGGGGCGGAUACCAAAGCGGAGGUGCCAGUGACAGCGACACAGGUCGGGGUGGUCGUGGGGGUUAUCGAGGCCGUGGCCGUGGCAGUGAUCGUGGUCGAGGUGGCCGCGGACGCGGCGGUUUCAACAAGGGAACUGCAAGUUCAGACUCACCCGCUCCAUCAUCGACACCUGUGGGAGACAAACCCGCAACGACUAGCGGGGAGUCCUAA